UUUCUCACCGAGGUGCCACGGUCCAAACAGCGACACCCACCCACCCACCACCUUUACGGGCACGCACGGCUUUAUUGGGUGUCCCCCACCCACCACGCGACGCGCCGCGGUUGUUUUUGCUUCACUGUCACCUCGUCAAUAAACCGGAGAAAUCUACGCGACACUUCCAAUCGAUGUGCUGGGCUCGCCGGAACUCCCCGACACCAGCCCAGAGGUCGCUCCGCUGUUGCUGCGACCGUGUCCAGCAGCAGCGGCAGUGGCAGCAGCAGUGGCAGUAGCAGCGACAGUGACAGCAGUGGCAGCAGUGGCAGGUCUCGUGAGACGGUGCCCGGCUGGCACGGAACUCUUUAAACACUGCGAGAGGGGGGGAAGCCGCCGGGCUUGGUGGCAGGGGCGGAGCGGCACUGGAAUGUGGCUCGUGCGGGUUGAGGGAGGCAGCGGCGGCCGGGUGAGUGGUUGGGUGACCACCGCCCAUCUCGCCAGCCGCGGCGUCUUCGCGUAAAGUUACCUCUCUGGUGUGGAGGCCGCGCUGAGCGGUCCCGUGCUGCCUUUGUGAACACGUCACCGGCACUGACGCUCGUGGUGUAGGCGCGGAGGGAAUCGAGUUGCGGGAGGCGCUUCGCACUCUCUCGCGUGCGUGGGCGAGAAGAGACAGAGAAGAGACGGAGAGAGAGAAGAGACAGAGAGAGAAGAGACGGAGAGAUCGAUGCGUGCGACGCGCGGAACGGUCACUCGGGGUGGAGUUUUGCUCUGACCGUUUGGGAGGAAUUCGCCGCGCAAGCAGCAGGCCUUUGCGCGGGCGGCGAGGAGGAGCCGUCGCCACCGUCACUGCCGGUUGCUCCUGGAGACGUGGAGGCGGUUGCGAUGGAGGGCUGGCUGAGCGCGUGUGGCCUGAGCCAGGACGAGGCGGCUCACAUCAUGGAGGUUCUGCAGCGCGAUGCGCAUCUGCGCCAGCUCGAGGAUCGCAAGAUCGGCGAGCUGAAGGAGCACCUCCAGGAGAAGAAGAGCAUGAUGGGACUCCUCGCGCGGCAGGAGGCCUUCAACGACAAGUGCUGCAUCCUGUGCUACAGCCCCUUCCUCAUCCUCAUCAACUCUCGCGAGCGAUGCCAGAGCUGCUGCCUCUACGUGUGCCGUGACUGCAGCGCCUACAACCGGCAGGCCAAGGCACGGCUCUGCAGCGUCUGCCUAAAGCAGAGGCUCCUGAAGGCGCGAUCGUUCGAGUGGUACUAUGACAUGGUGAGGAAACGCUUCAAGCAGUUUGGCAGCGCCAAGGUGAAGCUGUGGCUCUCUCAGCUGCUGCAGGGCCCCCAGAAGCAAGAGGAGGAGGAGGUGGUGGUGGUGGAAGGAGAAGCUGUUGAAAAUGUUGAAAAUGGAGGAUAUAAGCGAAUUAAACCAGACACGCAGAUGUCAGAGGAGUGGGUGAUCGCCCUGCGCAUGGCUCAGGACGCGGUGCAGGAUGCCGUGGACACUGCGGAGGCUGAGGCCGACAGCCUGGAGGCACAAAAUGAGCUGCAGUUCUUGAAGGAGCAUCGUAUGGAGGUGACCGAGGAACUCACCACGACCAUUUACCAGCAGCUCAUGCGGCGCCAUCGCAGCUCGCAGGCGUCAGCAACGGUCGAGUGGAGCCGCGAGCGCAUCGGCUCACGGCGCCUCUCCGUGCCGAGCACCGUGUCGGAGCAAGUGUUCAACGCGACGCGCACCGACUGGUACCACGAGGCCGCGCUCAGGAGGGCACGGUCAGACUUCAUUGUGAGCAACUGGAAAGUGAUGGAGGAUGGACCGGAAUUGAUCAUGGAGUCCGAAGACUCGGCCGGCGAGCACGGCUUCUCGGCGCAGCACCGCGCGGCUAAGCCUCGCCGGAGCUCCUCUCGCCUCACCGACGGCAGCGCCAGCGGGCGGGCGAGGACUCGCUCGCAGGAGGACGCGGACGGGCCGCGCCGCGCCCGCUUGGGAUCCUCCGACUCAGAGUCCGGUCGGGUGCAGCGGUCGGCGCUGUCCCGGCCUCUCGCAGACUCGGCUAAGAACUCGGAGCGGGAUGAGUUCCCGCCGGAGGAGGACACGAGGCCCAGGCGCCGGAGGAGCAUGCAGCAGCAGCGGCCAACGCGCUCGCUCGCCGCCUCGAUGGAGGCCAUGGCGCCGCACCUGGGCAGCAACGAGCGGCUCUACACCUCCAACCAGGCAUGGCCACGGGGACGAGCGAACAGCGCAUGGCUACCGCGCACGGAGGCGGAGGUGUCACUGGUUCUCCCUCUCCUCGUCAAGCGCCUGAUUGCUAUAGAGCAGAGCCUGUACCGGCUGGAAGGCCGAGUUGGCAGCUCUGUGGCUCUGGAUGAGGACGCCUUUAAUCAGCACAACGAGAACCGCGGCUCAGCACAGCCGCCCUUUGAAGAUGAGCGGCCGGAUCCCCCCAUGGAUAACGGUUGGGCCACGGCUCGGAGACAGCAGCCGCAGCAGCACCAACGCAAGCAAUGUGGGCAGCAGCAGGAGGACGAGGACCAGGUGGAGAGGGAGGACGAGGCAGGGCGACCGUUGUACCGGCGAUUUGAAGAGUCGACGGAGCCACUGAGUGACUUUUCUGACGACGGCGAUGAGAUGCAGGGCGAGCCCCGGCGGAGGAAUGACGGCGACAGGUGGAAGCCGGCCACGCAGGUGACGCCAGGGAAUAGCAGGGCGAGCCGGCAUGUGUGGCGCCAGAGGAACAGGGAGACGAGCAGCCCCUACAGCACGGACACCGACCUCUCCGAGCUCGAGAACCAAAUGGCCAGCACCAAGGCCCACCUGGAGGAUGCCGAGAGCCAGGUGUCCGACAUUGAGAAUCGGAUCGCUGCCCUGAACAUGCAGCCCAGGAGGAGUGGGACACAGUCGAUGUGAGGCCAAACACUGAAAAGAGACCGGCGGAGGAAGACAGCCGACACUAAGUAACUUGCACCUCCGUGUGGAUGCAAAACUUCGUGUGCUUGGCGUAGCAAAUGAAGAUGCCUCGAUGGGUGAUCCAGGAUUUUGAUCUCGAACCCCGGUCGUCGACUCCAGAGUGCGGAUCCUCACAAAGAUACCAAGGAUAUUUAUCAGCUUGCGGGAAGCUUAAGAAGGAAUGUGUUUUGAGUUUGUUGUACACCGUAUGAUAGCUACUUCGCAGCGAGUAAAAUUAAAAUGCGUUUUGUCCCGACAGUUGUUCUUCGUUGUACGAAUGUAUUUGUGCUAAUAUACUUCAAGACGAUUAUCAUGACUCUGUGUGUGUGUGUACACAUCUGUGUCCGUGUGUGUGUACAUGCAGUGUUUAUACACAAGUGGGGGGAGCGGUGGUGUAGCAGUUAGCGCACUGCGCUACGCACUCGACAAUCCGAGUUCGAUUAUUUUAACCGGUCCUGGGCCUCCCCUAGGUCGACUCAGCCUCAAAUGAGUACCCGGUGUGGUGUAUAAACAUCACCACUGGGGAGACAAAGGCGACCGGGUGUGGUGCUGGCCACCCACCCCCUCGUGUGACGUGCCGGCCUUCAGAGGUGCUCGCUAACUGCACUUGCCCCAACAGUCUGUUAAGGCUACGCGGAAGGGGUAUCUUGUCCUUAACUUUGCACAGGUCCGUGUGUUUAUUAAUCACGUGCCUUUGUGGGUGCACGUGUUGGUUUUUUUGCGAUUAUCUUUCUACUCGUGUGCUCGCCUUUGAUGUUGCAGGCGUCAGGGCUGCGUGUGCGAUGUGGCAAAUGCAGCCAGUGUCUGCUGCUGCCCUGUGACAGUCGCCCAUUCAAGUCGUUGCUGAUGGACAGUAUCCACUCAUCUUUCAAAUUACAUUUGCUGAGAGAGACAAAUAUAUGCAGGCACAGUCCAGCCAAACAUUUUUCGCGUGUGCAGCGGCCACGGCUGCGAGCUUCUUUGCCGUAAGUUGAUAAACAAUUGGAAUCGCAGGCGCCACCUUGUGUGUGUCCGGCUUUUGUACCGGACAACUUGGAAGCAGUGCCGGAUUAUCUUAGUAGAAAAAGUAGCUACAUAUGUAGCAAAAGUAGCUACAUAUGUAGCUACGGGCCCCGCACUUCCAAGGGACCCGCGCUAAACGCUUUCCAGCUAUCAAUUCGGGUUCAGUGAUUCUGCACUUGCUCUAUUACUGUAGUACUAUACCACCGUCAACUAUUAUGAACGACUGGCGUUUUAAGGUUGAGCGAUUUGUCGUAUUAUCUGGCUGUAUAGCAAAUGAAAAAAUACAAUUACUAUGCAAGUUAACGUGUAUGUGUUUUAAUAGUUAUGUUUUUAUUUAUUUAUGGCCCCUUUAUAAACAUAUGCUACAGGC
Lethenteron reissneri (Far Eastern brook lamprey) is the source of this 4282-nucleotide messenger RNA. RefSeq names its product melanophilin-like. Lineage: Eukaryota; Metazoa; Chordata; Hyperoartia; Petromyzontiformes; Petromyzontidae. Gene Ontology annotation, biological process: intracellular protein transport. The record is from RefSeq and is a predicted model, not a curated record. Gene Ontology annotation, molecular function: small GTPase binding; actin binding; myosin binding. Gene Ontology annotation, cellular component: cortical actin cytoskeleton.